Molecule: messenger RNA, 2076 nt
Organism: Pleuronectes platessa (European plaice)
Lineage: Eukaryota; Metazoa; Chordata; Actinopteri; Pleuronectiformes; Pleuronectidae
Gene: sash3
Product: SAM and SH3 domain containing 3
Exons: 8
Coding region: 170-1687 (505 amino acids)
Molecular function (GO): protein binding
Source: RefSeq, a predicted model, not a curated record
GUUCUCUGUGUGAACAUGUGACUUCCUCUCAGCCUGUGCAGCUCGGCUGCAGCUUCCUCUGAGAGUUUUCAAUCUCUUGGCACAGCGACACAAACUUGGAGCGAUUGACACCGGUGCAGAUUUCCCUCCCGACAGUUUUUCCUGACAGACCUGACGAGCACGGAGCAAGAUGUUGAGGCGAAAGCCUUCAAACGCCUCCGAGAAGGAGCAGGUGCAGCCGAAGAAGAAGCUCACCCUGCAGAGGUCCAGCAGCUUCAAGGACUUCAUGAAGCACAAGCCCACCUCUCCUGUUGUGUCGGAGAAGGAGUUCACACUGGAGGAGAAUGUAAGAGAGGAUUUUCCAUCAGAGGAAGUCGUGAAAAGUGGCAGCAAACUGGGGAAGAAAUGGCGAAACGUCAUCUCACGCACGAUGACCCGCAAAACGUCCAAGAUGGUGCAGAAGGCUCUGGCUGAGGAGGGAGGGGAGUCCGGAGAGGAGACGUCUCCCAUCUCUGAUUGGCUUCCGGUUCUGAGCGCAGGACAGAGGACGUCUGUUUGCUCCUCGGGGUCAGAGGACACCCUGCCCAGUCCCGUCUCCCGCCAGCUCUCAGGCAGUAGUGACAGACAGAGCCUGGACAGUGGAUACUGUCAGAGGGACAGCAUGAGGCUGGAGGAGAGCGGCGUCUCUUACACCGGACCGUUCUGUGGUCGAGCUGUGGUUCACACUGACUUCACCCCCAGCCCCUACGACAUGGAGUCACUGAAACUCCAGAAAGGAGACAUCAUCUACAUCAUCGAGAAGCCCCCUGUAGGGACAUGGACCGGGAAGCUCAACAACAAGAUGGGCUCCUUCAAGUUCAUCUACGUCAACCUCCUGCCUGACGAGAGCCCCCCGGUCAGGAGGAGACGCUGCGGCAGCAAAAGCCAACGAGUCAGAUCCAAACCCAAAACCCUGGAGGAGGUGCUGGACAGCAUGGGCCUGACGGAGCUGAGUUCUCUACUGUCCAUGCACGGGUUCCAGAGUCUGGAGGACUUUGCAGGACUGAAGGAGUCUCACCUGAAUGAGCUGAACAUCACUGAUCCAGAGCAGCGCUCCAAGAUCCUGAGCGCCAGCGAGCUGCUCAGAGACUCUGAGGACGAGUCGGAGGCAGAGGAGGAGGAGAACAGAUCUGCAGAGGAGGCCAAGGAGCCCAGGGACUCGGGCUGUUUCGAGAUCUUGGAGAACCUGGACAGUGGACGUGAGGAGGUGAAAAGGGAGGAGGAGCUGCAGAAUGGACAUGAGGAUGUGAAGAGGGCGGAGGAGCUGCAGAUUGAAGCAUCGGAGGAGCAGACCGAUGAAGGAGCAGAGAAACACGAGCAGGAGGAAGUGGAAGAGGAGAAACAGACAGAGCAGAUGGAGGAGGUUCAGGAGCAGCUGAAGGAGGAUCGGAAACAGCUGGAGGGGGUGCAGGAGCAUCCAGAGGAAGUUCAGGAGCAGCUUGAGAAGGUUCAGGAGCAGCUGGAGGAGGUUCAGCUUGAGGAGGUUCAGGAGCACGCGGAGGAGGUUCAGGAGCAGCUUGAGGAGGUUCAGGAGCAGCAGGAGGAGGUUGAGGAGCAGUUUGAGGAGGCUCAGGAGCAGCUGGAGGAGGUUCAGCUUGAGGAGGUUCAGGAGAAUGCGGAGGAGGUUCAGGAGCAGCUGGAGGAGCUGACCCUGGAUGAAGGAUGUUGAGACGAAAUGGAAAAAUACUCCGACUGGUUUUAUUCCUGCUUCUCUGAGACUCUGAUGGAGAUUUAACAACGUGACUGUAGCAGAGUUGGACUGAAGAGAGCAACAUGAUGAUGAAGAUGUUUGAUGUUGAGUAAACUGUAAUUUGUCUUUUUGUUAUCAUUCUGUUAUAUUGUGUGAAUUUCUGUUUAUAAUGGUACAAAUCCCUCGUUUCUCUUCUCUUCACUAUGUCCUUGUCUCAUGUUUUCAUACAGUGACUGUAAAUGUGAUGAAUGUAAAAUAUUUUCUGUUUAACGUGAGAGUUCAGUUUUAAGUUUUUUCAGAGACGUUGUGAUUUUCUCUGACGUUUCUAAAGAUGCUGUAAAUAGAAUGUGAAUAAAACAGUGACGUGA